Messenger RNA from Entrophospora sp. SA101, 306 nucleotides. Lineage: Eukaryota; Fungi; Glomeromycota; Glomeromycetes; Entrophosporales; Entrophosporaceae. The record is from the annotation of a GenBank genome assembly.
AUGCGUCAAGAGGCCAAAGAAAGAACCAAAGAAAAACCUCCAUGGAUGGUUAUGCAUCAUUACAAACAAGCGAUGAGUGGUUUAUAUGCAGGCGAAACAAUUAAAUUUGGUGAUCAGUGUACUACAACAGCUCUAAAACAUAUUGAUUUAAAAGGUGGUUUGGAUAGAUAUUUGUUGACAAUGAAGGAUGACAAGUUAGGUAAAAAAAUGUAUGACUUGAAACUUAAAAUUAUGGAUAGACUUGAAGAAGAAAAGAAAAGGCUAGCGGAAUUAGAUGGGAGAUUAUUGGAUAAUGAUGACAAUUAG